CACACAUGUCUGAUCAGCUAAGGUCGUGAGGGAUUUGAUCAUUUCACCGUAUUAUGUAUUUCGUGCCUCCCCAGCAGUCUAGUAUUACAAGUGAAUUUGCUAUGUUAGAUUUAGAUGAUAGAUAAAUUACACUGAGUACUGUAUAACAUACGUUAUCCAAUCUAGAUUGUAUACUAUAACAGGAUCAAAUUCUAAAUUUUAUGCAAAAGUUAGAAUUUGACCCUGUUAUAUUAUUGCUAAAUAAGUAGUUUAUGGAUAUGCUUUUAUGUAUAGCACAUAAUUUCACUGUUUUCAGACCUCAGCAACAACCACGGUAGGUUAAUAUCCAUGGUAACGUUCCCAGUGUUCGUUGUAAAAAUAAAAUUUCUCCGUCUAACCAUUCACUGGUAACGCUGAUGUCUAUUCUUUUGAUAGAGCGUUUCAGUAGUUAAUUAACUGAUUGGGAACACGGAUUCUUAACUUAGGUCAAGAUCAGCUGAUCUUGUUUGAUCGUAAUUUUCUGAUAUCUAUUUCUGUAGUAGCUUUAGAUUAUGGUAUCUGAAGAGCAAACAGAAUAAAUACGUUGAUACAGAGUAGUAAUGUCCUGCCGUUUAUCAUUCUAGUAUGUUAUGGAGAAAAGUGCUCUAAUGAUCCAAUUAUUGGUCACCACUUACCAUAGGACUGAAUCUACUUAGGUCGAAGGCUCCGGAUGUGGCCCCCAAGAAACCCAUCUGCUUCGGUUUGGGCACCCGGUUACUUUCACAGCCCACACACAAACCAUGUGGCGCGUGUGUAUUCGGUGCCCCUAUGUAGUAAUAUUUGUGUGUUCAAAAAACCGACAAGUGCUCGUUCGAAUCCAUUGAGAAUUUAGAUCCACAUACCUGUCUAGAAACACUAUGUUCUCCCCUGUAAUGCAAAUUUUCAGAAGCUAUGGUCUAGUUUAAUGUAUGCUGGCAUUCCGUGAGCAGAUAAAUCCUAACUACUUUCAAGAUGUUGCUCUAAACAUAAUCACUGGCCUUCUGACAAAAAACAUGUCUGUGAGAAAUUAAACUGACAAUUCCACCGACUUAACACCAGAAGGCUCUAUUCGUUCAUCUGUUGUCCUCAAUAUGUCACUUGUGUGUAAAUAAAUUGUUAGUUAUAAAGUUCGGCCAAGGUCUGUAAAGUAGCGGUUGGUAUUCAGAAGAUUAUAUUCAUUCACAAUCAUGGUAUUUGUUAGUUGGUCCAGUGAUGGACUGAGGAUAUACGAGUUAGAUGAAAAUAAAGGGAUUAUUCAAUUGGAACACAAACCAUCUACAACUGUGAAAUGUUUAUCUAUCGCAAAGUCAAGCAUGUGGAUGGGUUACCUUGAUGAAACUAGUGUAGUUAUGCUUGACGUCAAUGAUCGAUCUGUCGUUUCCACUAUCCCUGUUGAGCCAGCUUCACGGAUUCAACUAUCACCGUGUGGAAAAUUUGGAUUCAUCUACACGUCAUUUAAAAUCGACAAUGAACAUCCAUCUGGUUCGCCAAAUAUAUUUGUGUAUGACAUGAUCAAUAGAACAAAGCUCAAAGAGUAUAUUUUCCGAAGAGGUGAUGGAUGGCAACCACAAUGGAAUUCUGAUUCAUCCUUUUGCUCGAUUUUUGUCAAUGGAGAAAUUCAUAUGUAUACAAACAAUCUAUUUUCUGAAAAACCGUAUACUAAAUUAUCACUAAAAGGUAUCCGCCAUUUUUCUAUGAGUACUUCAAGUCAACCAAAUCUUGCAGUGUAUAUACCCGGGGAAAAGAACCAACCUUCUUUUGUCAGAGUUUAUCAGUGCCGUGAUAAUCAACUGAUUCAUAUUGCAAACAAAUCGUUUUUCCGUGCUGAUACAGUCCGACUAUUAUGGAAUGAUAAAGGAACUGAUUUACUCAUACUUACUUCAACAAAACUUAGUGAUGAAAGUUAUUAUGGGGAUCAAGGUCUUUAUUUUAUAUCAGCUAGUCGAUCCGGUGAUAGUGCGAUUGUUCCAAUGCCACGUAAAGGUCCAAUUUAUCAAAUAGCUUUUCAACCAACAAAUUAUUCAUCUUCUAUGGUGAAAAAGAAUAAAAAUAAAAAAAUUGAAGAAUAUUUUGUUGUUUGUUAUGGAUUUACACCAGCAUCUGUAACAAUAUUCAAUUUGAACUGUGAACCAGUUCAUGAUUUUGGAACAGGUUCAUGGAAUGAAAUUCAUUUCAAUCCUCAUGGGAAUCUAUUGUUAUUAGCUGGGCUAGGUAAUUUGUCAGGCGAUAUGUGUGUUUGGGAUUUUUCAACUCAUGAACGUUUAUCUUCAUUUAAAACAACUGAUGUGACAAGUGUUCAAUGGUUACCAGAUGGUGAACAUUUAAUAUUUGCUACAACAACUCCAAGAUUACGUGUAAAUAAUGGAUUUGGGAUAUGGCAUUAUAGUGGUAAACAAUUAUCCUAUCGACCAGUUGAACGACGUGCUAUUCCUAGAGCAGCUACACCAGAUUUACCCGCUGCAGUUGAUCAUGAAUUAUAUCAAGUUUCAGUUAUAUUUCCAACAAAACUGGAAUCUGCUCCUGAACCGAAAAAGUUUGAGUCUGUUAAUGUAGAUUCAGUAAAUAAGCGUUCUUCGGCCUACGUACCUCCGGUUCUGCGUAAUCGUUCUGCAGUAGCUGUGCAAUCAUUGAAAGCAUCCAAUAUGAUUGAUCAUGGUAAAAUUUCUACCCACUCUUUUAGCAAUAAUAAUUCUAACAUUGGAAAAUUGAAUCCAAGCAAAACUAAUGGUUCAAAUCAGAAAACCGCAUUAUCUUCAAAUAAACCUGCCCAGACUGGUGUUACAGAUCCAACUUCAUCCGAUAAUAAAUGCGCUCACCCAGCUGCAUCAGACCCAAAAAACCAAAAGCAAGUCAAUCAGAUAUAUAAAAAACUGACGCAGAUUGAGAAACUAAAAACAGAACAAGCAUCCGGAAAAGCUUUGGCAUAUAACCAACUGGACAAAAUUGCGAGUGAGAAACAACUCCGGGAUGAAUUAGCUAAACUAUGCUUAUAAAGACCAUGUUGAAUUUUUAUUAAAUUUUUCACGUACUUAUUUGGAGU
Messenger RNA from Schistosoma bovis, 3037 nucleotides. NCBI's taxonomy places the organism in Eukaryota, Metazoa, Platyhelminthes, Trematoda, Strigeidida, Schistosomatidae. The record is from the annotation of a GenBank genome assembly.